Thunnus maccoyii (southern bluefin tuna) is the source of this 957-nucleotide messenger RNA. RefSeq names its product cystatin-B-like. Gene Ontology annotation, molecular function: cysteine-type endopeptidase inhibitor activity. Gene Ontology annotation, cellular component: cytosol. The transcript has 3 exons. The record is from RefSeq and is a predicted model, not a curated record. Lineage: Eukaryota; Metazoa; Chordata; Actinopteri; Scombriformes; Scombridae. Bases 532 to 834 code for a protein of 100 amino acids.
UUAACAGCAUUGUGAGACAGUGAAACAUAAAAACAUCAAAACAUUACAUUUGUUGCAAUCGUUUUAGUGUUCAAAAACAAAUUUCGCUGCAUGCAAUCUUGUUUUGGUUUAUUUCAAAGUGGUCAAAAUGAUCUAUAGGCUAUGAAGAAAUAACUUUAUUGAGGGGAAAAUGAAAACUAUUUUUUAUAUUGUUAAUUAGAAGCAUGUUACUCAACAAUAGUCAUGCUGUGGAUGUUCCGUUGAGUUUGGUUUGGCAGCUCACCAAACUUGAGAAGGAGGAAAUGUUCAGAGAUCAUGGUGUUAUUUUGUAAAAUUCCACAAUGUAAACUGGAAUUUGGGGAGGAAUUCACAACAGAGCAAAAAAACUAUAACUACAGUCAUGAGAUGUAGCUCCACCCAACAUGAAGUGGAGCCACCUUCCAGGUGUAGUUACACAGUAUAAAUACAUGUGAAAAGUUGAAACUGAGCACCUGCAUUGAGACUCUUAAAACCAGACAGCUGACGUCUUUGAUAACUUCAACAAACCUCAUCAUGUCUGUCCUUGGAGGAUUCAGUGAGACAAAAGAUGCCACUAAGGAAAUUCAGAAGCUUUGUGAUCAGGUGCUCAAAGUAGAAAAGAAAACAGGGAAGAAUUUCAAAGAAUACGUAGCUGUAAAAUACAGGGAGCAGAUUGUGGCUGGAACAAACUUCCUCAUCAAGGUUCAUGUAGGAGGAGUCCAGUACAUUCAUCUGAGUGUCUUUGAAGCACUUCCAUGUAAUGGAGGAGCAGUUGAACUGAACGGUGUACAGGAGAACCACACCAAAGACGACCACCUCGAGCCUUUUUUAAAGUGAUCACAUCACCUGUUUCAACUGCUCAGUAACUCUUAUCAAAAUACUUGGUUCUGAAAUCAAUCUACACUGCAGUAAAGUCAUUUUGGUGUUUCUAAAGAAUGAAUAAAGAAAGCAUCAAAAACA